Molecule: messenger RNA, 1410 nt
Organism: Nakaseomyces glabratus
Lineage: Eukaryota; Fungi; Ascomycota; Saccharomycetes; Saccharomycetales; Saccharomycetaceae
Gene: LAT1
Product: dihydrolipoyllysine-residue acetyltransferase
Biological process (GO): pyruvate decarboxylation to acetyl-CoA
Molecular function (GO): dihydrolipoyllysine-residue acetyltransferase activity
Source: RefSeq, a predicted model, not a curated record
AUGUCUGCAUUAUUGAGAGCAUUGCCCCAAGUCUCUAGGACUGCCUUGAGAGGCCGUCUAGUUACUCCAAUGACAUUGAGAUUGUAUGCAUCUUUCCCACCUCACACUGUGAUAGGUAUGCCAGCGUUGUCUCCAACGAUGAGUCAAGGUAACUUGGCUGUGUGGUCUAAAAAGGAAGGUGAUUCCUUGGCUCCUGGUGAUGUCCUAGCCGAAAUUGAGACCGAUAAGGCUCAGAUGGACUUUGAGUUCCAAGACGAAGGUUAUCUGGCAAAGAUUCUGGUCCCAGCCGGUACCAAGGAUGUUGCUGUUAGCAGACCAAUUGCUGUGUAUGUUGAAGAUGAAGCAGAUGUUGCUGCAUUCAAAGACUUUACAGUAGAGGAUGCUGGUGGAUCUCAGUCUUCAUCCGCUCCGGCAGCCGAGGAACAAAAGGAAGAACCAAAGAAGGAAGAAGUGAAAGAGGAGAAAUCUGAGAAGAAGGCUGCAAAGUCUAAUUCUACACCCUCUUCAGUUGCUUCAGGUGACAGAAUCAUUGCCUCUCCUCUAGCGAAGACUAUUGCUCUAGAGAAAGGUAUUGCUUUGAAGAGUGUCAAAGGUACUGGUCCUCGUGGCCGUAUCACUAAGGCCGAUGUCGAGAAGUACUUGGAAAGUGCGCCAAAGAGCACUUCUACUGCUGCACCAUCGGCCACUCCUUCUACCACUGGAGGUGCUUCCUAUGAAGACUUGGAGAUUACUAAUAUGAGACAAAUUAUUGGUGACCGCUUGCUACAAUCCAGACAAAGUAUUCCAUCAUACAUUGUUUCAUCUGAUAUUUCUGUCUCCAAGUUAUUAAAGCUAAGAAAGUCCUUAAAUGCUACAGCCAAGGACCAAUAUAAGCUAUCUAUCAAUGAUAUCUUGAUCAAGGCUGUCACGGUAGCAGCUAGAAGAGUACCAGAUGCUAACUCUUAUUGGCUUCAAAAUGAGGGUAUCAUCAGACAAUUCAAGAAUGUCGACGUCUCUGUUGCUGUUGCUACACCAACUGGUCUUUUGACUCCUAUUGUUAAAAAUGCAGAGUCUAAGGGCCUAAUUGAAAUUUCCAAGGAAGUCAAGGAAUUGGCUUCCCGUGCCAAGAUCAACAAGCUUGUACCAGAAGAAUUCCAAGGUGGUACUAUCUGUAUUUCUAACUUAGGUAUGAACCCUGCAGUAUCAAUGUUCACUUCUAUCAUAAACCCACCUCAAUCCACCAUCUUGGCCAUCGGUACUGUAAAGAGAGUUGCUGUCGAAGACGCUGGUGCUGAAAACGGUAUCGCAUUCGAUGACCAAGUCACAAUAACAGGUACAUUUGACCACAGAACCAUUGACGGUGCUAAAGGUGCUGAUUUCAUGAGAGAAUUGAAGACCGUUAUUGAAAACCCAUUGCAGUUACUAUUGUAG